Molecule: messenger RNA, 3389 nt
Organism: Microcebus murinus (gray mouse lemur)
Lineage: Eukaryota; Metazoa; Chordata; Mammalia; Primates; Cheirogaleidae
Gene: QSOX1
Product: quiescin sulfhydryl oxidase 1
Biological process (GO): protein folding
Cellular component (GO): Golgi membrane
Molecular function (GO): protein disulfide isomerase activity; flavin-dependent sulfhydryl oxidase activity
Source: RefSeq, a predicted model, not a curated record
GGGGCCGCAGGCUCCUCCUCGCCCGCGGAGGCCGGAGGUGCGGCGGCACCGCCCGGCUCCCACUCAUCCGAAACUUGAGCGCCGCGGUGCGCGCCGCCGCCGAGGAUGAGGAGGUGCGGCCGCUCCUGCGGGCCGCCGCCGUCGCUGCUGCUGCUGCUCCUGCUGCUGCUCCCGGUGCCCGGCGCCCGCGCGGCGCGGCGCUCGGCGCUGUACUCGCCCUCCGACCCGCUGACGCUGCUGCAGGCGGACACGGUGCGCGGCGCCGUGCUGGACUCCCGGAGCGCCUGGGCCGUGGAGUUCUUCGCCUCCUGGUGCGGACACUGCAUAGCCUUCGCCCCCACGUGGAAGGCGCUGGCCAGCGACGUCAAAGACUGGAGGCCGGCGCUGAACCUCGCUGCCCUGGACUGUGCCGACGAGAACAACAGCGCUGUCUGCAGAGACUUCAACAUCCCCGGCUUCCCGACCGUGAGGUUCUUUAAGGCCUUUUCUAAGAAUGGCUCCGGAGCAACGUUGCCAGUGGCACGGGCGGAUGUGCAGACCCUGCGCGAGAGGCUCGUUGACGCCCUGGAGACCCAUCGUGACAUGUGGCCCCCAGCCUGUCCCCCACUGGAGCCUGCCAAGCUGGCGGACAUUGAUGGAUUCUUUGCAAGAAACACCGAAGAUUACCUGGCCCUGAUCUUUGAGAAGGAAGGCUCCUACCUGGGUAGAGAGGUGACUCUGGACCUGUCCCAGCACCGAGGCAUAGCGGUGCGCAGGGUCCUGAACACGGAGGACAGCGUGGUGAGGAAGUUUGGUGUCACCGACUUCCCGUCUUGUUACCUGCUGUUUCGGAACGGCUCUGUCUCCCGAGUGUCCGUGAUGGUGGAAUCCAGGUCCUUCUACACUGAUUACCUGAAGAGACUGUCUGGGCUCACCAGGGAGGCUGCGAGGACCGCCGUCACGCCCACCACUGCUCGCACGGUGGCUCCCACCGUCUGGAAAUUUGCAGAUCGCUCCAAGAUCUACAUGGCUGACCUGGAAUCUGCGCUGCACUACAUCCUGCGGGUGGAAGUGGGCAAGUUCUCGGUCCUGGAGGGGCAGCGCCUGGUGAACCUGAGAAAGUUUGUGGCGGUGCUGGCCAAGCACUUCCCUGGCUCGCCCUUAGUCCAGAACUUCCUGUACUCCGUGAACGACUGGCUCAAGAGGCAGCAGAGAAAGAAAAUUCCCUACGGUCUCUUUAAAACUGCUCUGGACAACAGGAAGGAGGGUGCUGUUCUUGCCGAGCGGGUGAACUGGGUCGGCUGCCAGGGGAGUGAGCCGCAUUUCCGUGGCUUUCCCUGCUCCCUGUGGCUCCUCUUCCACGUCCUGACCGUGCAGGCAGCUCGGCACAAGGCGGACCCUCCGCAGGAGGCAGCCCAGGCCCAGGAGGUCCUCCAGGCCAUCCGGGGCUACGUCCGCUCCUUCUUUGGCUGCCGGGACUGCGCUGACCACUUCGAGCAGAUGGCUGCUGCCUCCAUGCACCGGGUGGGGAGUCUGGAUGACGCCGUCCUCUGGUUCUGGUCUUCCCACAACAAGGCCAAUGCUCGCCUAGCAGGCGCCCCCAGCGAGGACCCCCACUUCCCCAAGGUGCAGUGGCCGCCCCGAGAACUCUGCUCGGCCUGCCACAACGAGCUGACGGGGCCACCCGUGUGGGAUGUGGCCGCCACCCUCAGCUUCCUCAAGGCCCACUUCUCCCCAAGCAACAUCGUCCUGGACGCCCCUCUGGCCGGGCCGGCCCCCCGGAGUGGCACGCAGAACCUGGCAGCCAGCCCAAAGCUGGCGAUGGAAGCCCUGGAGCUGGAGACUGGGAAUUCAACUCUGGGCCCUGACAAGGCUGAGGCGGCCACGUCCCCGGGAGCCACCGUCCCAGAUGUCCCCGCUGCCGAGAGACCUGAGGCCAGUCGCACCCCGGAGCUGCACGCCAGCUCGGAGGGGCAGCGUGCGCCCGAGUCCAGGGCAGAGCUGUGGAGGGGUGAGGAGCAGGGGCAGCCGCCGGAGCUGCGGCACCUGAGCAAGCGAGACGCAGGGGCUGCAUCGCUGGCCGAGCUGGGGCCCGAGAAGAGCGGCCCCGGGGGCCCUGGAGGGCCGAGGAGGAUAGGCCGCAGCUCCAAGCAGCUGGCGGACGUCGCUGCCUGGGAGCUGGAGGCCCGAGCACCGCAGGGCCGCGGCCCGUGGCUGCAGGUGCUGGGAGGGGGCUUCUCCCACCUGGACGUCGGCCUCUGUGUGGGGCUCUACGCCCUUUCCUUCGUGGCCCUGCUGGGCUUGUACACCUUCUUCCGGGCCAAGAUGAGGGCCUCGAAGGGCCCUGCUGGCCACCCUGCAGCCUGAACCGCUCGGCUAGGGAGGGGCUGGAGCAGGAGCUGCCACCCACGGGGCUCUUCCAGCGCCCUCCCCUGCCCUCCCCUCCCACCCCUUGCUCCUGCCCAGCCUAGAAGGGUGGGAAACCCAGGAAAACCAGUGGCUCCAGUGAACCGUCUUGGGUCUGUUGGGACGGAGAGUCCCAUAGACACUCAAGAUAGGAACAGGGUCCAGUUCGUCUGACAGCACUGAGCAGGGCAGCCCAGGCAGAGAGCUUGGGCAGCCUCAGCCACUGGCCUCUGGGCACCAUAUCCCUAUUUUUCAGCUUAUUUGAAGUCCUGCCCCCUCCUCACUGGAGCCUCAAUCUCUCCUGCUUGGGCUGGACCCUCAAUUGGGGCAGGUGAAGCCAGAAGACGGCCCCCCGGGCGGGGGCACUGGAGUGGAACUCCUCACCACACUCCAGGCUCCGGCCACCCUCUCCCCUUCUGGACACAAAGAGGCCUCAGCACCAAAGAAGGACAGACCCCGCUGGCCCUCUGUGACCUGCCCAGCCUCCAGUGACACAGAGCCCCCUGGUGGGAUUUGGCUGUGGGGGUGGGGGAGUCUGGAAGCUUCUGGGAAUCAUGCUGGUGUCCCAGGUGCCACAGGUGUUAGCCGCUGGGCCGUGGGGGGAGUGGCUUGGCGGGACCUGGUGUGAGAGCUGGCGAGGUGGCACCGGGAAGGGGCUUGGGGUCUGCGGUGCCUCGGCUCUGGGCUCAGCCAGCCGAGAGGCAGAGGGAGGCCAGCAGGAAGAGGUGGCCACGUCCAAUGUGCUUUGGCUUCUCCCCAGUGAGCUGCACCCUCUCUGAGCUGGGUCUUUCGUCUUUUUGUUUUGGUCUCCAAAGUAGAUGCUAAUGUUUGGCUGCGGAGGGUGCGGGGCUGAAGAUAGCAAGGGGGGGCGUCGUCCCCAGGUGCCACCUCCCAGCGCGGAGGUCAGGAGGGCACAAGGGGAGCGCAGCCCAUACACACGCAGGAUUCCCACUCUACGCCACUGCUUGGUAGCCUUGUGGAAUAAAUUAUUUUUGUGAAGGCAA